GUGAAUUACUUAUUGUGCUUCUUUCAAUUUUCUUAUUUCAAAGUAUAUGUCUGUGUUACUAUAUUUUUCUUGAGUUAUUAUAACUAUUAUUCUCUUUAUAUAUUAAUUUUAUUAGGAAUAUAGUUGAAAAAAAUGUUAUCCUAAAAUUUCAAAAAUAACAUAAAAGAAGAGAUUUUUUUACUAAAAAACUAACGAUCGAAAAGGAACGGAAAUGGUAUGUUAGUAGUUACUGUAAGUAGUUGAUAUUUAAAUUCUUCAAUGAAAGUUUGGGAUUUAAUUUUUAAUUUAUGUAUGAAAUCAGGAUGAUAUGCAUAAUUAACUUCCAAGUCAGUGGAAUGAGUGACAGAAAUAUUAGUUAAAUAUUAAGUAUAAUUUUCAAUACUUUCUAGAAAAAAAAAAGUAUAAUUAGUUCUUUUAAUUAUUAGUUUAAAGUUUUGUUUACAUUUAGAAAAAGCUAUAUCACUUUGAUCAUUUUACUAAAUUCGGUAAUCAUUUUCAGAAAAAAAAAUUAACCUCUAAAGAAAACUGUUUUUUUCUGUCAUAUUAUCUUAUCUAUAAUGUGAUGUCGUGUCAGGAUAACUGUGUACUUCUAGGAGAGCUGGCUGUUCCUGUGGAGUUCUAAAGAUAUUUUAGAUUGCUUGGUUGGAAGUCACAAAUGAACUGAGAUGUACGAAAAUGUGAAAAAACCAUGCAACGAGUUUAAAACUGUCUCAUUCAAUCAUAAAUAAACAUGUAACUUUGUCAGUAAAUUUUAUAUUUUUGAUGUUUACAGUUACGCGCCUUUCUUAAUUUGAGUUUUAUUUUUAGUGACGUUAGUUCAAACAAACAUAGUGAAAAACUUGAUUUCACCUACUAAUUAUAUCCAAAAGUAAUGAGUUUGGAUUCUGUUUGAUGGUGAAUGCUGCUAUAAUAAGAGUAACCUGUUGAGAGUGGUGAGUUACUUAGAAGAGGAAGAAUGGGUGGUGGAGCAUCAACAACACCAACACCUUCAGCCAAAGUAUCAGCCAUCUUCAUAUACCCAAUUAAAUCAUGCCGCGGAAUUUCUGUUUCCCAUGCUCCACUCAUUCAUACUGGAUUUCGAUGGGAUCGACAAUGGAUGGUGGUGAAUCCUCAUGGAAGGAUGUACACUCAAAGAGUUGAACCAAAGCUUGCUUUGGUUGAGGUUGAACUGCCAUCUGAGGCCUUUCUUGAAAACUGGGAACCAACUCAAGAAUCCUAUAUGGUGGUGAAAGCACCUGGGAUGCAAGCUCUCAAAGUUUGUUUGAGUAAACAAGAGCAGGAAGUAGCAGAUGCUGUCACAGUAUGGGAAUGGACUGGAUCUGCCUGGGAUGAGGGAGCCGAAGCAUCUCAGUGGUUCUCAGAUUAUUUAGGAAAAUCCUGUCAACUGGUCCGCUUCAACUCUGCUUCUGAAGUUAGAAAAGUGGAUCCUGAUUAUGUCAAGGGACAACAUGAUACCUUAUUUACUGAUGGUUAUCCAUUCUUACUAGCAUCUCAGGAAUCCUUGAAUGCACUAAACGAGCAUCUGAAGGAGCCCAUUUCUAUUAAUCGGUUUAGACCCAAUAUCCUCGUUGAAGGGUGUGAACCAUUUUCUGAGGACAUAUGGACAGAAAUCAAGAUAAGCAAGUUUUCAUUUUUUGGUGUCAAACUCUGCUACCGUUGUAAGAUGCCUACAAUCAAUCAAGGGACCGGAAUAGCAGGGCCUGAACCAAAUGAAAUUCUCAUGAAAACUAGGUCUGGAGAAAUCAUAAGGCCAAAUGAUAAAAAUAAAAAAAGGGUUUACUUUGGUCAGUAUAUGACCUGGAACUGGACAGAAUUUUCAGCUGAAAGAAGUGGUAAAAUCAUUGAAGUGGGGGGUCCUGUUUAUGUUCUUCGGAAGGUCUCUUCUUCAGCUGAAGCAGCUGCUUGAACUGCGUAUGUGGAAUCUAUAUCGAUGCUAUAUGAGAAAUUAAAGAGCUCCAAUGACAUAAAAAUGAUCAACCAUAGUACCAACUCCAUGCGUAGUUGUAACUGGAUAUACAAAUAAAUGCAAGCUGGGGCCUGUGAUAAGGCUUGUGCAAUGAAUAAAGAGGUUGUAUUUUUCUAUUUCAAUUAUGGUAAGUGGUGCCAAAGAUAAUUGCACGCACAAUCUGGUUGAAAUGUGAUUGGUUACUGAGUAGUUUCAUGAAUCCACCCGUGUAUUCUAUCAAGAAAACAGCUAAAAUGUCUCCAAAAAUAUCCAUCGAAUGAAUUGGCAGCAGUGUUUAUUCGUUGAUGAA
Vigna angularis (adzuki bean) is the source of this 2255-nucleotide messenger RNA. RefSeq lists its product as uncharacterized. Gene Ontology annotation, molecular function: molybdenum ion binding; catalytic activity; pyridoxal phosphate binding. Bases 956 to 1906 code for a protein of 316 amino acids. NCBI's taxonomy places the organism in Eukaryota, Viridiplantae, Streptophyta, Magnoliopsida, Fabales, Fabaceae. The record is from RefSeq and is a predicted model, not a curated record. The transcript has 8 exons.